CAGCUCCCUAAUCUUUUGGACCGGGUCAUCGUGCGCGCUCCCGUGUGCGUAGCUGGUGCUCUUCACUCACAUGUGUGCAGCACACCGAUGGAGCGAGCGUGAGGAGAACCGUUACUUGUUAUUUAGAUGGAGUACCCGCUCCACCUCACGUUAUUAACUUGGAUCCCACCACCGCCGCAUCGGAAGGGAUAACGGACUUUUAAAAACCAUAGAGGAAAGGAGGAGUAUUGAUCCAUGUAUUCCUCGGCCGUCGGGACGUCUCGUUAAUUAAUCAUGGACUUGGAGUGGGCAGGAAUGACCACUUUCCUCCAUUUGACUGGAUUGCUUUUGGCUCUGUCCAUCCCUGGCGCAACAUCCGAGUCGGCGACGCUGCGGUUCUUGGGACAGACGGACUUUGUCGUCAAUGAGAGCAGCACGGCUGUGGUCCGGCUGCUCGUGGAGAGAGUGGGAGAUCCCGUCAAUGUCACGGCUUUAGUUUUGCUGGAGGGAGUAGACACGGGCGAUUUUGAGGCGGUUAACGCUGCCGCCUUUCUGCUCUCCACUGAAUCCAGCAAGACCAUAUUCAUCGCAGUCAAAGACGACGACCUUCCGGAAGCUGACGAAACCUUUACGUUCAACCUCACUCUGCAGAGCUCCUCCAACGGUGUGACGCUGGGAACGCCCAACAGAGCAACCAUCACCAUCCUGUCCAACGAUAACGCCUUCGGAAUCAUCGCCUUCAACUCGACUGAGGAGGUCGUAGUUGAUGAACCGAGAGGAGGAAACCAGUUUGUACAUCUCACUCUGAUCAGAGAAAAAGGCACAUAUGGAACAGUGACAGUGAAUUUUGAGAUCUUCGGGGGACCCAAUCCUGCCUUUGAGGACCUCACUCCAGACAGAGGAAAUAUCACAAUUCCCGUUGGGCAUUCUGUCGUUCACUUCGGCGUCCUGGUCCGGGAUGACCAGAUUCCAGAAGAUGACGAAGUCUUUUUAGUCAGGCUCACGGGCGUAGCAGGUGGCGCUCUCCUCAGGCCCAAUGGCAGCAGCGUUCAGCUGAGGAUCCGACGCAACGACAGCCCGUUGAGGUUCUUGCAGUCCAUCGUAGCCGUUCCAGAAUCCGCCGGAGUCAUCGCCCUGAAUGUGACACGGGGUCGGCUGAGCGAGGACGGCCCACUUAUCGGCUCCGUUGACACCGAGGUUUCUGUGGAUUAUCUCCUUGUAAGUGGCAAAGGGCCGGUCAGCGCCAUAGCCGAUGAGGACUUCCUUGACCUGCAGCCGGUCAGGACCAUCACCUUCCCUCCAUUUGUCUACGAGAGCGCCCUGCUGUUUAACAUCACAGAUGACGAGGUGCCGGAAAUCGCAGAGUCCUUCCAAGUGGUCCUGCUGGAGGCCAGCCUUAAAGGAGACGCCGUGCUCGUGUCGCCCACCGCCGUGCUCGUGACCAUCGAGCCUAACGAUAAGCCUCACGGUGUCUUGUCAAUCGGCAGCGGCGCCGUCAUUCGGCCAAUCAGCAUUGACGAGGACUCCAUACAGAGAUUUGAGGGCAUGGUGAUUGUCAGAAACGGAGGUAGCUAUGGCCAAGUGUCCGCCAACUGGUCCAUUAGUCGAAACUCAAGCGUCCUCUCGCCGGUAUCGGAUGACUUGGCACCAGAGGCGGGCACGGUGACCUUUGCCCCGGGCCAAGUCACCGCUGUGAUUCCGAUAAAUAUCGUAACUGACGAUCUCCCCGAAGAGGCGGAAGCUUUUGUUCUAAAGUUACUGCCGCAUUCCGUGACUGGAGAUGCCGAGGUGGACGAACCCAUGGAGAUGUUGUUUUACAUCCAAGACAGUGAUGACGUCUACGGGAUAUUUGGCUUCAAUCCCGAAAAGAAGCAAAGUAUCCAAAGUCAACCCAAAGGCCGUUUCCUGUCACUCCACUUCCUGCGGGAGGGCGGCAUGCUGGGUCGGGUCUCCCUGACUCUCACAGCGCUCUACAUUCCCGCAGGUCCGAUAGACCCAGCGUUGGCGCGAGACGGCGUUCUAAACGUUAGCACGACUGUGACCGUCGCCUUCUCCCGUGAACGCACGGCCCUGGUCGUACUGCCGAUCAGGAACGAUGCUUUUCUGCAGAAUGGAGCUCAUUUCUUUAUCCAGUUGAACGCCUUGGCCCUUGUUGACAUCACUCCCCGGAUUGCUUCCAAAAGUCCAAGGUUUGGGGGACCUCUCAACCUCACCCUGACAGUCACCCCUGAUAUCGCCAAUGGGGAAAUCGGCUUUACAAAUAACAGCACGGUCGUCAUUUACGAACCAGAGGAUGACAACGCCAGCACGGUGAGCCUGCCGCUGCGACGUGACGGCACAGACGGUCAAGCUGUGGUUUUCUGGAGUCUCAAAGCGACCGGCGCCAACCGUGAGGACGUCACCUCGGAAGAUCUGGAACCUCUCAACGGUUCUGUUGUCUUCAUGUCUGGCCAGAGCGACGCCUUCAUCAACCUCACUGUCAUGGCUGACAAUACACCUGAAGUCAAUGAGACUUUGCUGCUGACCUUGGAGCGGAGUGACGUCGAGAAUCAAAUCCUGAAAGCCGGCUUCACCACCAGAGUCCUUGUCAUCGUGGAGAACGAUGACCCCGGUGGAGUCUUUGAGUUCUCGCCGUCUUCAAGAGGUCCAUGGUUAAUCAAUGAGGGUGAGGCCGUGGAGCUCCAUGUGGUCAGAGCCCAGGGACAGCUGCUGAAGCAGCUGGUGCGAUAUGUCGUCAUGCCCGCAGGCAACAGCGAAUUCUACGGCGCCACCGGGAUCUUGGAGUUCAAACCGGGCGAGAGGGAGGUGGUGGUGGCCCUGGUGGCCAAGCCUGAUGGCGUGCCAGAACUGGACGAGACUUUCUCGGUGGUACUCGGCAGCCACAGCACUCCUCCCAGUCGCCUCGGAAACCACAGGGAGGUCAACGUCACGGUGCGCGGGAACGACGACCCCUUUGGGGUCAUCGAAUUCGGGCCAUCUGGGGCAAUAAAGGCCAUCAGUGAAAGCAAAGGCAAUCAGACGUACCAAGCAACCUACUCUGUGGAGAGGAGCAGGGGUCUCUUUGGAGAAGUCUCGGUUUCAUGGAGCCUGGAGCCAGCCGCAUCUGGAGACGUUCGCCCCAUCCGAGGAAACAUCACCUUCAAGGAGGGAGACUCCUUGAAAAACCUUACUCUCCUAUCUUUGCCUGAUGAGAUCCCUGAAGGCUUGGAGAACUUCACAAUCGCUCUGGCGAACGCGAGUGGUGGUGCAAGGCUUGGAAACAGACUCACAGCCACUUUCCACAUUCGCAAAAAUGAUGACCCCAUUUAUUUUUCUGAACCUGCAGUUGUGCGUUUGGGGGAAGGCGCCGUGGCCCACUUGAGCGUUCUGCGGGCCGGGCGAGCAGAUUACGUCGGCACGGUGGUUUACCGUGUGGAAUACGGCGAUGCGUCGCCUGGCGAUCUCACCUUGCUCAGCAAUGACACGGUCUUGCUCUUUGACCCCGGGGAAUGGAGGAAGAACAUCUCUGUGGCCAUUGAAGACGACAACAUACCGGAAACGGAUGAGCACUUCUACAUUGUCUUGUAUAACGCCACUGGCGACGCCGUGGUGUACGGAGCAGACACGGCUACCGUGGUCAUCGAGGCCAAUGAUGACGCAAAUGGGAUUUUCUCACUCGAGCCGACAGAAAAGACGGUCGAGGAGGGGAAGAGCAAUUAUUUCUAUGUCUCGCGAGCGCGGGGCCAUUUUGGUAACGUAACGGUCUUCUGGCAUCUUUAUGCCAACGACUCCAUCACUCCGUUGUUGGAAAGUCAAGAGUUUACCGACACCUCAGGCUCCAUCACUUUCACCACGGGAGAAGAUUUCAAAGCCAUCGUGCUGGAGGCCAUCUCGGAUGGGCUUCCAGAGUUUAAUGAGAGUUUUGUUCUCAGGCUGGUUAAUAUAUCUGGUGGUUAUCCAGGUGGCCGACUCGCUGAAGCUUCUCCGAGCGCCUCGCUUGUCAUCCCCUUCAACGACGACCCGUACGGCGUGUUUGCCAUCGCCGACAGCGAUCUGGACCAGGAAGUAGCAGAGGAUGUGCUGUCAGAGGACGACAUGGCGGAUGUCACUUCCUUUAGCAUCCUCCGCCAGCAGGGUACUUUUGGCGACGUGCGGGUUGCCUGGGAGAUUGUAUCCGCGCAUUUCCCAGAGGGCCUUCCUCCGAUGGAUGACCUGCUACUUCUAGCUUCCUUCUCAGACUCCGUGGAGCUCAGGCCUCGUGCCAGAAGACACCACUCGGCAACAGACACCAGGUUUUUCUCCGGGCGUAACGGAUCCUACGGGACUAUCCAACCCGAAGAAUCGCCUCCUGUUCCGGGAAACUUUACAUUCUCAGCUUGGCUGGUCCCCAGAACAUCUACUGAUGGCUUUAUAGUCUCCAAAGGAAUCCCCAACGGCACCUUGUAUUAUGGAGUGAAAAUCCACAUCAAUGAGUCUCACAUCACGGUGAAGUUCUAUUACACCGUCACGGGAUCUAAUAACACUCAAGUAGCUCAGGCCACCGCUGACAAAUUUAUGGAGGACAAUACGUGGCUGCAUGUGAUGGUUACGCUGGAUGACGGCAUUGUUGAGUUUUUCCUGGAUGGGAAUCCCGUUCCUGGAGGCCUGAGGAGCAUUAAAGGAGAAGGCAUUGCUGAUGGUCUCGCCUCUAUCUUCAUUGGCUCCGAUCCACAAGGUCACCAGCGGUACACAGGCCUCCUCCAAGAUGUCCGUUUGUACCGGACCAGGCUCGAGCGCAAGCGCAUGCACGAGCUCCACAGCCAGCCGGCAAAAUCGGACCUGCGCAGCAUCUCGGGUUAUCUGCGCUACGGGCCGCGGGAGAGCCGCAAGUCGUUUGUGGUGGAAGUCAAGGAUGAUGAUGAAGAGGAGGGGGAGGAGGUGUUCUAUCUUCAGCUGGUGGCGGUACAGGGCGGCGCCCGCCUGCCUUCCCCCGGGCCCACGGCUGUGAUCCGCAUUACGAAGAGUGACAAUGCCAACGGGCUUUUUGGAUUUACCGGUGGCUGCAUACCUGAUAGCACCGAGGAAGGUUCUACCGUUUCCUGCGUGAUCGAGCGGAUGCGAGGAUCCCUGGACAGUGUUUACGUCAAUUACUCGGUGACCCAAAUGAACAGCGCCGACAGGGAAUGGCCCGCACACGAGGAUUUUCUCAAUGCCACUGGAGUUGUACUUUUCAUGAGUGGCCAGCGCUCAGAGGUACUGAACCUCUUGGUGUUGGAUGACAACCUCCCCGAGCUGGCAGAGAGCUUUCAAGUCACGUUGGUGUCGGCAGGAUCCAGUGAUGGCAAGCCCGGUUCCACUCCUGCCAGCGGUGCCAGCAUUGACCCCACUAAUUCUGUCAACACUAUCACUGUAAUGGCCAGCGACCACCCUUAUGGCUUGCUGCAGUUCCAAGAUGAUCCACCAGGUGAAGGCUUGAUCCCACCUGCGUUAGAACCUGCACACAUUACUGUGAAGGAGGAAGAUGGGCAAGUCCAUCUACCAGUGGCCAGGGCUCAAGGCCUUUUGGGAAGGGUUCUGGUGGGCUACAGGACGACCCCCUUCACAGCAUCCAGCCCUGAAGACUAUGAGGACUCAGAGGGUACGCUGGACUUUCUCCCAGGAGAAAGGUUAAAGUUCGUUACGGUCACCAUCAUUGACAAUCCUGUUCCAGAGCUGGACAAGGAAUUUCGAGUGGAGCUCUUCAAUAUCGAUGGGGGAGUGGAUCACUUUCUGCAUGUUGAGGAAAGUGGUAGUGGGGAGAGUGACUCUGAUUUCCUGCCUUCCUCCUUUCUCCACCAUGCCAGUUUGGGAGCUGCCUCCCGCGUCACGGUUACCAUCGCAGCCUCCGACGAUGCCCACGGAGUCUUCGACUUCAACCUCGCCUUCCUGUCCGUUCACGGGACAGAACCUGAGGAUGGACAAAGCUCUGUGGUCCUAAAGGUGGAUCGAUCCUUUGGCGAUCUCUCCAAUGUGACUGUGUACUGGGAGGCCGAUCCCAGCUCCGAAGGGGAACUCUUGAACCGGUCCGGGAGCAUCUUCUUCGGAGUCGGGCAGACAUCGGAGAGCGUCUUGGUGUCCGUGGCCCAGGAUGAGCUCCCAGAGUUGGACAAGAAUUUUACCGUGUCUUUGGUUAACGUGUCUCACGGCCGUCUGGGUGUCAAGACUACGUCGACGCUAACUGUGCUGGCCAGUGACCACCCGUACGGCGUUUUCGUCUUCUCCAACACCACAAGGCCCGUCCGCCUCCCUGAAGGCGACUCAACUGUUACCCUCAGCAUACUACGACAAAAAGGCUCCAUGGGACAGGUACAAGUCACAUUCAGGACACUCCAGGAAGCAGAACCAGCACCUUACAGGACGCCCGGAGUGGGCCGAGCCACCGAAGGGCGAGACUUUGUCCCGCUUGUGGAUUCGGUUGUUUUCUUGGCUCAUCAAAGCGAAGCAAACGUCACCGUCAGAGUGUUGGACGAUGAGGAUCCGGAGAGAGACGAGUCCAUCUUCGUGCAGUUGAUGGACGUACGGCUCGUCCAAGGAGGACAGGAGAGGCCCGUUACCAACUCGCCGUCUCUCGGCCCGAAAAUGGAAAUCGUAGCGCAGGUGAUCGUGGAAGCCAGCGACGCCGCCUUUGGCGUUCUUCAGCUGUCAGCUUCUGCCGUCAGCGUGGCCGAAGACUACGUGGGCCCCAUCAUCAACGUCACACGCGUGGGGGGGAUAUUUGCAGACGUAUCGGUCAAGUUCAGAGCCGUGCCCUUGACGGCAAGAGUCAGUGAAGACUACAGCGUGGCCUCCUCUGACGUGGUUCUUCUCGAAGGGGAAUCCAGCAAAUCCAUCCCUAUUUAUGUCAUCAAUGAUGUGGUCCCGGAGCUGGAGGAGACCGUCGUUGUGGAGUUGAUCAAUCAGACUACCGGAGGAGCUUUGCUGGGAGAGAUCACACGUGCUAUUAUCACCAUAUUGCCUUCGGAUGACCCUUUUGGUGCCUUUGUCUUCAAUGCUGCUCCAGUCACGAUAGAGGAACCAGCAUCCGGCUCUGUUGAAGUUGCCCUGCCGAUAGUACGUCAUGCCGGUACGAUUGGGACCGUGGUAGUCCAUUGGCAGGCCACUGUGAACGGUCAACUCGCAGCGGGGGACAUCAGACCCACUUCGGGAGACGUGACCUUUGCUCCCGGAGAGACCGUCAAGACUCUCCGAGUGGAGGUCUUAGCGGAUGAAGUUCCCGAAAUCACAGAAAUUAUAAAGAUGGAACUCACCAGUGCCAGUAACGGCGGAAACCUCGGAAGCGAUACGUCCGUUAACGUUAAAGUGCCCGCCAACGACAAUCCAUACGGGACCGUCUACUUUGGACAGUCUGUUUACCGUAUCCAAGAGCCGCUGGAAGGAGUCUUCAGAGCCAAUAUUACCGUCCUACGAAGUGACGGGCACUUUGGCCGCUUGCGAAUCCUGUACAGCACCUCUCCGAUCGACCCGCUCGACUCCGCUGGGGCUGAGGGUCGGAACCUGCUGACCUACUACGACACCCCCAAACCGGGGCUUCCGGCCACUCCCCCUCAAGGGACGUUUAACAUCAGCGGCCUGACGGAUUCCACAACUGCCUGUGCUGCCGCGUGUCUUCGAGAGCGUACCUGCCAAGCCUUCUCCGUAUCCUCAACCACAAUCCCGCCUUCCUGCACUUGGGUGACUUCGGGUGGCGAAGAACUCGAAACCAGGUCUCGGGUGGUAACCUAUGUGAAAAAUGCGACCGCGGCCGCUGCUUUGUACGGCAGCCGGGCCUCGGCCGGGAGCGACUACAUCCCCGUCAGCGCCCAAAGUGCCUUCAUGGAGGACGGCUCAGGGGAAGCAAACCUCACUGUGCUCAUUUUGACGGAUAACGUCGCUGAAAUGGAUGAAAGCUUUGCCAUACAGAUCUUCAAGGUCGAGCUGAUGAAUUUGACUGCAGAGCAGAGGAACCUGCCGUCCAUCGGCCAACCAGAUAAAGCCGUGGUGACCAUCCAGUUGAACGGGGAUGCAUUUGGUUUUUUUUUGAUAUACAGCGCCAGUCCCAACGCUACAAAUAAGGGGCUUUACAUUGAGGUUCAUGAAGAACCUUCAGUGGUCGUUCCGUUGGUCGUCGAAAGACGAGGCGGCAAUUUGGGGACGGUGACUGCGGAGUGGAGGUUUGUUGGAGGAAAAGCCACACCGGAUAGAGACUUCACUGGAACAGGGGGAACUUUGGUUUUUGAUGGCGAUCUCAAGAAGACAAUCGAGAUUAUCAUCAGAGACGAUACCGAGCCAGAAGACAACGAGAGCCUCAUGAUUGGCCUUGUUAAGACAGAGGGAGGAAGUCGCAUCCUCCCCAGUUGGGAUACCGUCAACAUUGUGAUUCUGGCGAAUGACAACGUUGCCGGCGUCGUGGGAUUCCAUCCGGAAUCGCGUUCGGUCAUCGCUAGAGAAGGGGAAAAGGUGAACUUGUUAGUUUUGAGGACUGCUCCAGGUCUGGGUAAUGUCACGUUGGAUUGGGUGAUUCAAGGUCCCCUUGUGGAACGGACUUUCGCUCUUACUUCAGGGAGACUAUUAUUUUAUGAGGGACAGUUGAAUAAUACCAUUGCUGUACAGCUGCUCGAUGAUGUCACGCCAGAGGACAAAGCUGAAUACAACGUUUUCUUGACUGACAUCCAAACUUUUGGUGUCGCGGCGCCGGGCCACGCCACUUUUGACGUUCUGGGGAGUGCGGCGGUGUUGACGGUGGACACCAGCGACGAACCAUACGGGCUUUUGACCAUCGCACCGUCAUCCCUGAAAGUGACCACCGAGGAGCGAGAGCAAACCAUAAAUAUCUACAUCAACAGGGAGCUGGGAACGUCAGGAGCUGUGAAUGUCACCUAUGAGGUUCUCAAAGGUUCCCUGGAGGACCUCUCCAAGGUCGAAGGCGCUCUUGCGGAGCCAGGAAAAGACUUCCUGGCUGGAAGUGCUUCUGUGAUUCUUCAGGAGGGUCAGACUUCUGCCGCUAUGCCCGUCAACAUAUUGGAGGAUGAUACUCCAGAGUUGCAGGAAUACUUUCUGGUCAACAUUACAUCUGCGGUACUCCUAACAACCCUUGCCACCACUCCGCAACUUGACACUCAGGGUUUGGUGGCGGAGGUCAUCAUUGCUGCCAAUGAUGGAAUUCGAGGAGUCAUCGAAUGGACAAACACCAUGUUUGAAGUGAAUGAAACCUUGGGUGUUUUGACUCUGGUGGCCUACAGGAACAGAGGCACAUAUGGCAAUGUUUCUCUGUUCCUGUACGCUCAGAACCUGGAGGCCCAGCAAGGCCUGGACUACAACAUCAGCCAAACGGUGCUCCAUUUUGUCAACGGUGAAAAACACAAAUUUGUCGAGGUGCAGAUCGUCGACGACAUCGUUCCGGAGGGAGCCGAGCGAUUCCAGCUGAUACUGUCCGAUCCGUCGCCCGGUCUCGAACUCGGCACCAAUACCACAGCCACCGUGACCAUCCUGGCGAGCGACGACGGGCACGGCGUCUUAUAUUUUAACAGCAGCGGGCCAUACUUACUCAAGGAGCCCACAUCUCAGCUGGGAUUGAGCGAGAGCGUCGCCACCCUUUAUGUCCUUCGGGACCCAGAGGAAGGCACGGUCGGUACCGUGACCGUGCAGUUCAUCAUCACGGAUGCCAAUGGUAGUCUUGCCGACGGUGAUGUCGUACCAGCCCAAGGGCUUGUGGAGCUGGAGGAUGGCGUUCGCUUUAAGACGCUGGAGAUCCGAGCAUUGCUGGAUGCCGAGCCCGAAGCCAAUGAAACGUUCACGGUGAUCCUGUCCAACCCGACCGCCGGUGCGCGUCUAGGCGAUCGACUGCACGUUGUCAUCACCGUCCUCGAGAACCUCGCCCCAUCCGGCUUGUUCCGUAUCGGACCCACUCUCGAUAGAAGUAGCACAAAAGUGGUGGCAAAGGAAGGAGGUGGUCCCAUCUUCCUCACGGUGUCUCGCAGUAAUGGUUUGGAGUCCGCCGUCAGUGUGGAGUGGGAGACGCAGUCCGCCACCGCUGUUGCUUCAGAUGGCCCUCUCCCCAUGAUGGCUUUGUAUCAGAGCUUUGAAGACCGCCCCACGUCCACAUGGUGCUCUGUCCCCGGAAUGCCAACCGUCCUUGCCGUCAGACUUGAUAAAGAUCCCGCCGUAGGAUCUUCUCACACCUUGGCCACGCUCUAUCAAUGGCAAGGAGUCUUUGUGCCAGUAGAGUCUGCUAGGAUUGAGGAGCCAAGUUCUUGCGUUGGCUUUGCAUUUCAAAACAGCAGCUACAUCGCCAUCACACAUGGCGGCAUGCCCUUCGCCCCUGCGGCCAAUCUCAGCAUCCUAAAACUACACAAGGACCUCAAUGUCUCAUUGGAACAAAUCCUAGGCGUGGAAGCAUCGGAAGUCAAACACUUCUCGAUUGACGACAGAGAUUUUCUUAUUGCAUCGAGUCAGAUAUUUGUUUGGACCAGCGGCUCCUUCACCCUGCUGCAGACGCUGGACUUUGAAGAACAUAUUGUCAGUGUGACUCCAUUGGCCCACGCGCAAGCUCCUUAUUUAGUAGUUUGCUUAAACGGUGAGACGACCGGCUGCCUGCUCCUUCGCUGGACCGGUGGAAGAUUUGGGAAUCCACAGCCCUUCCCCACCACAGGCAGAAUCAGCCAAGUGGAGACAGUCCAGACUAGAGCAGAGGACACACUUUUCUUGGUGCUUCUUCAAGAUGUUCUUCCCUCCUGUGAGGUGCUCCUGUGGAGAUUAGGGCAACGUUCUCCUGAGUUGCAGCAGUCCAUCACGUACCCGGGCCUCACCUCAAUCCACCCGUUCAUUGCUCCCUCCGGACUCAUUUACGUUAUGCUCGGCGGUGGAAAUAGCUCGUCACUGUACUCGUGGAGCUCUGAUGCCGGCCUCUUCCACGUCAUUUUGAAGGCCCCACCAGCCAGGAGAUUCCUCUCCUUGAAGGUCCCGUCCCUCAACACCACCAAGACGCUCUUAGCUUCUUCUGAGGAGAACCGCUCCAGAGUUUAUCUCUUAACUUCAGUCUCCAAUCAAUCUGACUUCAUACCCAGUUUUGGCGAGUUGCAUUUCUUACCCGGCGACAGCGAGCUACAGAUUGCGGUGAACGUCAUCGAUGAUGACGUUCCCGAAGAGCAAGAGCACUUUCAGGUCCGCCUGAAAAAUCCAAAGGGUGGGGCAGAGAUUGGGUUCGGGGGUCAGGUGACCGUGGAGGUUCCGAGCAACGACAACGCCCACGGAGUGAUUGGAUUUGCGCAGAAUUCUCUCUCAUUGGAGGUAGAGGAGUUGGAGCAGAAUCAUCAGAUCUCCCUCACCGUGGAGAGGAGAAGGGGAACUUUUGGCCGACUGACCGUUCACUGGACUGCUAGUGGGAGCCUGACGGACAUUUAUCCCACUUCGGGAGUGGUUACGUUCUCGGAAGGUCAGUCGGUUGCCUUCCUUGCACUGACUGUGCUAGCGGAUGGCGUGGCAGAGCUAAGGGAGAGCGUUAGCAUCACCCUGAUGGAUGUGACCACGGUGGAGCUGCAGGACAUCCAACAGGCUGCUGUCAUCGAGCCGUCGCGAGCGCUGGCGCUCCUCGCCAUCCUGCCAAACGGUUCCCCCUACGGGGUGAUUGGAUGGCAUUUGGACUCUCAGAUUACUCAAACACAAGAACCGUUGGGCUUUCCAGUCAAUCUAACUUUGUCCAUCGUACGGGAGCACGGCUCCUCUGGUGAGGUGGAAAUACAUUAUGAGACCAGGCCAGCCUUGUACCAACCUCCAGCCAACCAGGCCUCUGCAGAUCAGGACUAUGUUGCCAAAGAUGGCACGCUUAUUAUGACAGAAGGAGCAACUGUGGCCAUUGUGACCAUCACAAUCCUUCCGGAUGACAUCCCAGAACUGUCAGAGAGUUUCCUGGUGAAUCUCACCAGUGUGAAGCUAGUUAGCGGACUAGCCGGAGCAGGCCAACCCUCUGUAAAGAGACCUGGCAUGGAAGUAGCUGAAGUAACCAUCCAGGAAAAUGACGACCCUCGCGGGAUCUUGCAGUUUGUCACGCCAGAAGCGAGCUCGUUGGUGGCCUAUGAGAUGCCAGCACCUGACAACAUCUUCCAGCUCACCGUGGUGCGACUUGCUGGUGCCAGUGGAAGACUGCUUGCCUACUGGGAAGCUCAACCCCUUACUGCUGAUCUGAAUGAUUUCAGCCCUUCAUCGGGUAACGUCACCUUCCAAGAUGGACAGCGGAGAGCUGUGAUUGCUAUCACCAUCUCGGAUGAGGACCUUGUGGAGGCUCUGGAGACGUUCAAAGUCAAUUUGCUGCGGGUGAUUGGCGGCGCUCGAUUGGGAGAGGUGACCUCUGUCACUGUCACUAUUCCGCCCAAUGAUUCACCUCUAGGACGAUUUGGAUUCCAAGAACUUCAGGUUACCGUGAGCGAGCCGGAGUUUGUCGACGAUCCCGCUGCCGUCGCCGAACUGGCGGUGAUGCGUAGCGAAAGAGGCGAGGGGGCGGUGACACUGCUGUGGCAACUGGAAAGACGGGCAGUUCAUGACCUUUCACCUCUCAAUGGGACGCUUGUCUUCACUGAGAUUGACUCGAUGAAGACGUUUGUGAUAAGAGCCCUUGCUGAUGGCCUACUGGAAGGAGAUGAACACUUCACUGUCGAGCUCUUUCCUGCGACUGACGGCGCUGCUGUCAUUGACCCUUUCAACGGUUUAGCAACAGUCACCAUCGUGGCAGACAAGGCUGCCCUGGGAAUCGUAGGUCUGGCGGAGUCCUCAAAGAAUAUUUUCAUUGGAGAACCCGAAGGGUUUUAUAACGGCAGUGCUGUUGUCAACCUCGUCCGUGGGCCGGGUGUGUUUGGUGAAGUCCGGGUGCAAUGGAAUAUCACUCCAGCUUUGCUUGCUGACUUUGUAAACAUCUCUGGCUCAGUCAUUAUAAAAGACCAGCAAUCAUUUGCGUCUUUCAUCCUGAAGGCUGUGGAUGACGCCUUUCCCGAGGAACGUCGCCAGUUCCAGUUAACGCUGACGUCCGUGACCCCGGGACUGGAAAUCAGCCCCAGUGCACGAUAUGCCAGAAUAACCAUGGCGGCCAGCGACAAACCUUACGGCGUGUUCUCCUUCAACCAGCAGCAGAUAAGCGCAAUCGAGGAGGAGGGAAUCGUGAACGUGACCAUAAGUCGCACUUUGGGCAGUCUGAGAAGCGUUUGGGUCACCUACCAGACGUCAGGCAGCACAGCAGUUAGCGGCGAGGACUUUGCCUCCGCUUCGGGACGGCUGCUCUUCACCCCGGGUCUGACAGCACGCCACGUUUCAGUGCGUAUCCUUGACGACAGCCUUCCAGAGGGGCCCGAGACGUUCUACGUCAACAUUACUGACGUGGAUCUCGUCAAUGUCAGUGGUGUAGAUUACACAGUCCACGAGUCGGGACUUCAACUGGACCAGCCUCCUGCCAUAGGCGACAUCUCAUCACUUGCUAUUGUAAUACCGACAAACGACAACGCUGAGGGUAUCUUGGAAUUUAAGCAGGACCACAUCAACAUCACAGUUGAGGAGGAUGCAGGGCUUUUGUUGAUCCCAGUCUUGAGGACUGUAGGUUCUUAUGGAACCGUCUCAGUGGUGUACAUUUCCAGAGGCUCGAGUGCAACCCCUGAUCUCGACUACGUCGCAAACAACGGCUCGGUGACGUUCGUCAACGGUCAGCAAAUCGGGGUCGUUAACGUUACAAUUUUAGAUGACACGGAAAGCGAAUACGCAGAGAUGUUUGAGAUCUUGCUGGUUGGGACCACGGGUGGAGCGAUCCUCGGCUCUCGCACGGUCGUCAGGGUGACCAUCGAGAAAAGCGACUCUCCCGGCGGGGUGGUGCGGUUCCUCAACGAAAGCCUGAUCACCAUCAACAACCCGAACGACACCCGAAAACUCACGCUGGUCUUGGAGAGGGCAGGAGGUCUUUUGGGCAAUGCAACGGUUGCUUGGACCAUCCUCGGUCCAAACAGCAGAGAUCCUCUCCUUCCAUCCAAUACGGACAUCCGGGAGCCCUUGAAUGGAUCUUUUUUCUUCAGUGACGGGGAGGAAGGCACACGAACUAUCGCGCUUCGGAUCCUCCCUCACGGGGAAGUAGAGGUGGAGGAGAAAUUUGUCAUAGAGCUUAGCCUUCUGUCUGGACACGUGGACAUCGACCCUCAGGCUGGAUCCAUAACACUAAAGAUUGAAAAAUUCGGGGACCCAAACGGCAUAGUUCAAUUUACAGAUAAUGCCCUUGGAGAAAGUGUCUACAAGGAACCCACAGAAGCAGAAGGGCCGUUCAACAUCUCCUUGCCCGUCACACGCCGGCAGGGGGUCAUGGGCAACGUGACGGUUCACUGGCAGAUACAUUCCGACUUUGACAUGGCCGGGGACUUUUUAGAAUUUUCUGGCUCCGUGCUAAUCACGGAAGGCCAGCGCGAGGCAGAAAUAGUCGUUAGCCUUCGGCCUGACACUGUGCCAGAACUGGAGGAGGUCUACACCGUUCAACUGACAGCAGUGGAAGGCGGCGCUACCCUGGAGGCCAAUUCCAUCCUUUUGCGCACGCACAUUAGGGUGCCCGCUAAUGACGACCCCCACGGUGUUUUCGCCUUGAAUCCUGAACAACAGUCUUUAGUUGUGGAAGGGAGCGGGGCAGAGGUCCGGCGAGUUCUGGUACUGAACGCCACUCGGCUCGCCGGGCUGUUUGGGAACGUAAGCGUGGGCUACAGCAUCACGAGCGGGACAGAGGAGGUGACGGCCGUGUUUGUGGGAGGACAAGCUGAUGGAGAACUUUUGUUCACUGAGGGACAGGCCUUCGGUUCGGUCGCGUUACACAUCAGCAGCCGGGUUUUUUUGUCUUUGGGUGGGAGAUUCAUUGUGGAGCUUACUCAUGUAAGAAUGCUCAGUCCUUUACUUGGCACACCGCCACUUCUCAAUCACGAGUCCUCUGUUGCUACGGUGACUGUUCCAGAAGAAGCUGCUAGCUCAGAGGUGGGUUUCGCCUCGCUAGCUUUAUUCGUUCCAGACGUCGAUACAGGGAAAUGUGAGGCAAAGGUGACACGAGCCGGAUUGUUUGGGGGUAUCAGGGUCCAGUGGAGAGCAGGGUAUCCUUCAGGACAGUCUCCACCUGGUUUUCGAAUUGGAACUAUCGUGCCAAAUUCAGGCUCCUUGGCUUUCUCCCAUGGAGAAAGGACAAAGGUGAUACUUCUGACAGCCGUGGCUGAUGCAUCUCAGCCAACUGCGCAUGCGUUAUACCUCACUAGCGCCACCUCUGGCACGACUGCAGACAACACUGUCAAGCUCAGGUCAGGAUUCACAUUGGCAGAAGUGGAGCCGCUGGGAAUCUACCAAUUUUCGCCAGAAUCUCGCCAGCUGGUCAUCGAGGAGGACGUUCAAACGAUAAGGCUCCAAGUCCAGAAGCUCUACGGUUCUCGGAGCAACAGCACCCGCCUGUCCUACGCAACCAUAGCCGGCAGCGCCGCUGCAGAUGUGGAUUUUGUCGCCGUGCCAAAGGGCCAUUUGGUUUUUGACUCUCCUCGCCAAAGCAGCAUUUCCCUUCAGCUGUCAAUCCUGGAUGACUUGCUGUCCGAGCCGGAUGAAUAUUUUCACGUCAACCUUACUCAUGUUGAAGUUCUUAGUCCAAAUUCGGUUUUGGCUGACGUCUUCCCUCGAAUCAACCCAUCGCACAGUCUGGCAACUGUCACCAUCCUGGCUAGUGACGUAACCAGCGGAGUGCUAAGUAUCGGUCCCGGUCUGGUCCAAGUCCCAGAGGACAAGGAUGAAGAAAGCCAACAGGAGCGAAAGGUUCUCCUCAGGGUGCGCAGGUCAGACAGCGUGGACGGAGACGUACGAGUUAAGCUACGAGCGUUCGGAGACGGAAGCACGACUCCAUUCCCUUUCACGCUGGAGCCCGUUUGGCCUCUCGCGAAGGAGAAUCAAGACUUCCUCUUGGAGUCCAGCAUUGCGCAUUUGCCGGCCGGGCAGAAUGAGACCCAGGUGAUUCUUUUCAUCCUGGAUGACUCGGAACCGGAAGGCCAGGAGGUGUUCUUUAUCUAUCUCAGUGAUCCUGAAGGUGGGGCGCAAAUCACUGAGAGUCAACACCGGGACUUUGGGGCCUUUUCCAAGAUCACCAUCCUUGGUAGUGACUUCCAUAACGGUAUUGUAGGCUUCAGUCACUAUUCUCUGAUGGGCCAGGUUCUGGAUGAAGAUUCAGACAACAAGAGUGUUCAGUUGUUUGUUCAAAGGCAGGAAAACAGAGCCUUUGAGGACUUGCAAGUUUUCUGGAGAGCGACUUUGAACGACGCAGCUCCGACUCUUGUCAGCAACGGACUCGACCUGACCAAACAACUACUACGCACUUCGGGAUUUGUCCUAUGUAGGAAAGGAGAGAUCGUCUGUGCUUUUACUUUGGAGGUCCGAGAUGAUGAAGAACCAGAAUACGAGACUUGGUUCUUGGUGGAGGUUUUCCAGGUGGGCUCGGGCGCCACCAUUAAUGAGACGGGCCGAUUUGCCAACAUCACCUUGGCGGAGAGUGACGAUCCAGGAGGCGUCGUGUACUUUGACCUUGGCCACAGGUUUCCCACCGCCGUUCCCACGACCACAAAGCUCAGUCUCCAGGUGGACAGAAGAGCAAGCACAGCUUCAACCAUGUCUGUACGAUAUCGUACUCUGGAGCUUUCCAGAGAGGUGGUGCUCGGCCCGUUUGUAAUCCAUCCCGCUAAAGAAGGAUUGGAUUUCCCUCAGCAGGAAGGCGAGCUGACCUUUGACCCGGGUCAGCGCAACACAUCGGUGGACAUUUAUCUAACCCCCGACCUGCCCUCGUCGUUCCCUCGGCCAAAGCGUUUCCAAGUGGAGCUGUUCGAUGCUACGAGGGGCGCCAGAGUGCACAGCGACUUUGGCCGGGCGAACGUGACGCUCGUUUCGAAUGUUGCUAGUGCGGCUACGUGGGCCUUUGUCGGGAAGUUGCAUCAAGCGCUCGACCCGGCAACACUGAACCAGGUGUUGCGAGGGCUCAUCGAUCUGACCGCCUCCGCGUUGUCUUCAGAGCAGAUGACGGCUGUGCUUGAAGCUCUGGAAAAGCUGCUCGCAAUGUCCGACGGAGCAUCUCUCCAUGAAAGCAGCCGCAAUUUGACCUAUGACCUGCUGUGUACCUUGGCCGACCCGAGUCGAGCCGACACGCGGGGCCUCAGCCACCUGGCGGAAGUGACCGAACGAUUCGCAUUCUCAACCAUCACAAGCCGUCACUGUGAGAUAGGGGGCACCGUGUUGGGCUCGUGCGCACACAUGUCCAUCUCCGCCUUCCAGUGGUAUCCAACACAAAUCAAUGGACACAAAUUCAGAGGUAGCAAUGCAGACUUCUUCCAGCUUCCGGACACUUUGCUGCCAGUGCCGGCUGCCUCCACCCCUGACUGCGGCAACCUCAGCCGUGUUCAGUUGAUAGAGUUUAAAAAUGACCUCUGGUUUGUCACCAAUGAUUCCACAAACGCUCUCAAUGGAAAGGUUUUCUCUGCCAGCCUCCAGGACAGAAAAUCCAGACCCCUUGAAGAUGGCAUGGAGGUGAUAUAUCGUAUCCACACUUCUGGUCAACCACUUAAACCGGGGCGUUCUAUGUGCCUUCUAUGGAACCAGACCACUGCAAGCUGGUCAUCGGAUGGUCAGUAUUGCAGAGUUGUGAAAGAGAGCGGCAGCCACGUGGAAUGCGCCUGCUCACACUUGUCCGUCUACACGGCCUAUGCGGAGUUUGCCCCGCUUGCGUCGUAUAACCAGGCCUUCUAUGCCUCGGGGUUCAUCUGCAUUUCAGCCUUCGCAAUGGCCAUUCUUGCACACGUCCUGUGUUACCGCUCGCCCACGUUCGCUGCCAAAUUGCUCGUUCACAUGAUGGUGAGCUGCCUCGGAACACAGAUUUGCUUCCUAGUGUCCACUUUCCGGGGCCGGGUGUUUUCAGAGGACAGUUGUGCAGCUCUGGCACUUUUCCUUCAUUAUUUCUACCUCAGCCAGUUCUUCUGGAUGCUCAUACAGGCGAUGAAUUUCUGGCAGGUGCUUGUAAUGAACGAUGAGCACACCGAAGCCCGGUAUCUGCUCUACUUCCUGUUGGGCUGGGGCUUUCCUGCUUUCAUUAUCAUCCUCCUGGUCCUCGUGUUGCUUGGAGGCUUCGACUGGACCGUCCACGCCGUCUACGGAUUGGUGUUUAACGACGUGUGCUUCCUCCCGAACAUCCAUGCUGCUCUGUGCGCCGCUGUGCUGGUGCCGCUCAUCUGCCUAGUCGUCGUACUGGUGGUCAUCUUUCACGCCUAUAGAGUCUCUUACCAGUGGAAGGCGUACGAUGACGUCUAUCGCGGGCGAGCCAACAGCACAGAGGUGCCGUUGAUUCUCAUCACGUUCCUGCUCAUCUCUCUGGUGUGUUUGUGGGCCGGACUUCAUAUGGGCUACAAGCAUAUGUGGAUGCUUGUUCUCUACAUCAUCUGCAAUUGCCUGCUGGGCGUGCAUGUGUUGGCAAUCUACUUGGUCAUGCACAACCUCCUGUUUUGUCCCGCAAAAGCCACGUACAACGUGGAAAUGAGCGGCCAGGACAGUCCGGACUCGGCCUAUCAGGGAGCGGGCCCGACCACCGUCGGGGUUGACAUCAACAAAUCAACACAGAACCUCAUCAGCGCCAUGGAGGAGGUUUCCGCAGAUUGGGAGCAUCCGUCGCUGAGGACCAGUACUCAGCCCACGAGCGCUUUCAAGCCCAGUCCGGAGAUGGGAUCGUACCCCGCAGAGGGCGGCUUCAUUAACACCGACUUGGUCAUGGCCGACGACGAGUCCCAAGAGUUUGACGACUUCAUAUUUGCCUUAAAAACCGGGAGCGGGCUUGACAUGAGCGACAAUGAGUCCAUCCCAGGCAGCCACGACGGUGGUAGCGUGAGCAGCUCCCAAAUCGUGGAGCUGCGAAGGAUCCCCAUCGCCGACACACACCUCUAAGUAUUUUCAGACGAGGACACAUAUUUGCACUAAAAUGUUUUUUUUUUGUGGGGGGGGGAUGAUAGAACCUUUUCGGAACAACUUUGAUAUGAUUUGUACUGCUUUUAUAUGGAUGUAUGAACCUGUAUGGGAAUGUUUCACUAAAUUAAUGGAUGCGGGUUUGAGUGGAUGUUUUUGUAGCGACCUGCUAAAUGUGAUAGAGCUCGUCUAACAUUGUUAAUUAUUUCAUUUUAAAUAUGGCUGUUUUUUGCUAUGAAUUAGUACAGAAGAACUGUGCUUCUUGUUACUUUCUCAAAACCAACCACCUUAUAAUGUGAUUUGUGCGGCUCAAUCAUCAAUAAUACACUUCAUUUUUAUUUGUUAAGGCAUGAAAAUGACCAAGCACCUGAAAACCACUUCCAAAACACUGCUGAAUAAAUAGUUCGAAAUAAAAUGGGUUACUUUGCU
Molecule: messenger RNA, 19350 nt
Organism: Syngnathus typhle (broad-nosed pipefish)
Lineage: Eukaryota; Metazoa; Chordata; Actinopteri; Syngnathiformes; Syngnathidae
Gene: adgrv1
Product: adhesion G protein-coupled receptor V1
Exons: 95
Coding region: 274-18903 (6209 amino acids)
Biological process (GO): cell communication; negative regulation of adenylate cyclase activity; cell surface receptor signaling pathway
Cellular component (GO): membrane
Molecular function (GO): G protein-coupled receptor activity
Source: RefSeq, a predicted model, not a curated record